CCCCCUUAGGAGCUCAGUUAAAAAAAGGGUAGUGGUGGUAGAAAGCAAGAGGGUGUACGUUACAGGAAAAGGUGACCGAUGUCGCGACGGAUGCGGGCAGGUUUGCUCGUUCAUCCAUAAAGUUCUUUCUAAAAGUCGUGUGCAAAGAAAAAGAGUGUUUUGUCAAGAAAAAAAAAAAAUUCAUUUUUAUUUAUUUUUUUUUUUUUAGUAAAAUAAAUAAUUGAAAUCAAUUUUUUUUUGUGAUUAUUGUGUCUCAGUGAAAUUUAUCUCAAGUGAUUUGAAAGAAAAAAAAAAAAAAAAAACUCUCAAGAUGAUGAAAUUCAAGCAACAGGGCUUGGUCUCUGACCUAAUGCCCAAUCUUCGAUUGAUGCAAAUCAGUGGACAUUUUAUGUUUAAUUAUUAUGGAGAUGCAAAAAAAUUCGCUCACAAAAUUUACUGCAGUGUGCACUUGGUUUUGAUUCUCAUUCAAUUUGGAUGUAUGGCUUUCAAUUUGGUUCUCGAGAGUGGUGAUGUCGAUGAUUUAACAGCAAAUACGAUAACAAUGCUAUUUUUCACUCAUAGCGUAGUGAAAAUAAUAUAUUUUGCCGUGAGGAGUAAACUUUUUUAUCGAACCUUAGCAAUUUGGAAUAAUCCAAAUAGUCAUCCAUUAUUUGCUGAAAGCAAUGCAAGAUAUCAUUCAAUAGCCCUGACAAAAAUGCGAAGAUUAUUAUUUUCUGUGGGUGCCGCAACAUGUCUUGCAGUAUUAUCAUGGACCACACUUACAUUUAUAGGCGAUUCCGUAAAAACAGUUACUGACAAAGUGACUAAUGAAACUACCACCGUUGAGAUCCCAAGACUGAUGCUUCGAGCGUGGUACCCAUUUAACGCGAGUCAUGGAAUGAAACACAUUCUAAUGCUCGUUUACCAAUUUUACUUCCUUCUUGUGACAAUGACAGAUGCCAAUUCAUUGGAUGUUCUCUUUUGUUCGUGGUUGUUGUUUGCCUGUGAACAACUUCAACAUCUUAAACAAAUUAUGAAACCCCUUAUGGAGCUCAGUGCAACUUUAGAUACAGUUGUACCGAAUAGCAGUGAACUCUUCAAGGCCGGAAGUGCAGAGCACCUUAGAGAUAAUCAAGCGCCUCCAACUGAAGGUGGUGAAAAUAAUAUGUUGGAUUUGGAUGUUCGAGGGAUUUACAGUAAUCGACAAGAUUUCACGGCGACCUUUAGGCCAACAGCGGGAAUGACAUUUAAUGGUGGUGUUGGUCCAAAUGGUCUCACAAAGAAACAAGAAAUGCUUGUGAGAAGUGCCAUCAAGUACUGGGUUGAAAGACAUAAACACGUCGUGAGGUUGGUAACGGCUGUUGGCGAUGCUUAUGGCGUGGCAUUGUUAUUGCAUAUGUUGGCAACGACUAUAACUCUAACUCUCCUUGCAUACCAAGCGACUAAGGUAAAUGGAAUUAACGUCUAUGCUGCUUCCACGAUUGGUUACUUGCUAUACACUUUGGGUCAAGUAUUUCUUUUUUGCAUUUUUGGCAAUCGACUUAUCGAAGAGAGCUCCUCAGUCAUGGAAGCUGCUUAUUCUUGUCAUUGGUACGAUGGUUCAGAGGAGGCAAAAACUUUUGUUCAAAUUGUAUGUCAACAGUGUCAAAAAGCUAUGUCAAUAUCAGGGGCGAAGUUUUUCACAGUUUCUCUCGACUUGUUCGCUUCGGUAUUGGGAGCUGUCGUUACAUACUUCAUGGUGUUAGUACAACUGAAAUAAACACCAGAUCUUCACUAAUUAUUGUACAUUGCAGAAAAUGUACCGAAGAAUUGAAAAGAAGAUUUUUUAUUUUGCUCCAAAUCUUCAGACUUGGAUUAUUUUUUAAUUUUCUACAAAUAACUAAAAUCCUACUAAAAUAAUUUAUUUUACAUUAAAAAAAAUAGUAAAGAAAAAUGUCAAUUUAUUUCUCAAAUUUAUUAAUUAAUAAUUAUUAAUUUAGAAAAAUAAUAAUAUUUAUUAAUUAAUAUUUACUAUGAAUUUUUUUAUAAUUCGUGUAAUUUUAAAUUAACUACCUUUCAUUUUUUUUCAUAUAUU
Molecule: messenger RNA, 2053 nt
Organism: Leptopilina boulardi
Lineage: Eukaryota; Metazoa; Arthropoda; Insecta; Hymenoptera; Figitidae
Gene: Orco
Product: odorant receptor coreceptor
Exons: 9
Coding region: 311-1738 (475 amino acids)
Biological process (GO): sensory perception of smell; detection of chemical stimulus involved in sensory perception of smell
Cellular component (GO): plasma membrane
Molecular function (GO): odorant binding; olfactory receptor activity
Source: RefSeq, a predicted model, not a curated record